GUGUCGCUCUACUCUUAAAAUCCUUAAUAAAAAAAAAACGCCCUUCUCCUCCGUCGAAGGCAAACCCUUCUGCCUUCUCCUUCUCUCACCACGGCACACCGCAUCCCCAUCCACCAAAAACUACAAGUCGUGUACGGACGAGUUUCUUUGCAUUAUAUUCGAUUCCAUUGCGACUACUUGAGAUUUGUAGGUUUGGGAGGGACAUGAUCCAUUCCUACCAUUCAUACUCUCCAGGUUUGUAAGAAUUUUGGAGUGCAAGCCUUUGGAAAGUCAUUGAAGUCUCAAUUAAAUUUCCCUCACAAGUGUCCUAUUGGGCAGAUUCAAAUGGCAAAUACCCACAAUUCUAUUGUUAGUGGUUGCAACAGUGAGUCAAGAGGUGCCUUGGUUGUUCUGGAAGGCUUGGAUCGUAGUGGGAAGACUUCACAGUCUAGUAGACUACUCACAUACUUGGAGGGACUGGGGCAUUCAGUUGAAUUAUGGAGGUUUCCUGACAGAAGUACAAAUGUUGGGCAAAUGAUAUCUUCUUACCUUUCCAACAAAUCACAAUUGGAUGAUCACACGAUCCAUCUUCUCUUUAGUGCAAAUCGUUGGGAGAAGAGAUCAUUGAUGGAAACCAAAUUGAAGACUGGAACCACCCUUAUUGUCGACCGCUAUUCUUAUUCUGGGGUGGCUUUCUCAUCUGCCAAAGGACUUGGCGAUGAAUGGUGUAAGGCACCAGAGAUUGGGUUGCUGGCUCCAGAUCUGGUAUUGUACCUUGACAUACAGCCAGAGAAAGCUGCAGAGAGAGGAGGAUAUGGAGAUGAGAAAUAUGAGCAACUUGAGUUUCAGAGGAAAGUUGCCCAAUGCUAUCAGGUCCUCCAUGAUGCUUCCUGGAAGAUAGUUGAUGCCUGCCAACCCAUAGAAGACAUUGAGAAACAGCUGCAAGAGCUUGUGUUGGAAUGUGUCAUGGCAUGCCAGAAGGGAAAACCCCUAGCCAACCUCUGGUCAGGGAUAGACUCAAAAAUGCAUGGAGACACAUGCUUCACCAAUCCCUUACAGGGGGGGUCUAACCUUGAAAAUAAAUUCAAGAUGGAAUCUCCAAAAAAAAUGGGUCAGAAUUUGAAUCUACAUGGUCAAAUAUCCACCCAAGAGUCUCCACCCCAAGUUGAAAUGGAACUCACUGCUAAGAAACGGGGUAGUAACUUCACCAUAGAAGAAGACCUACUCCUUAUAUCGGCAUGGCUAAAUAUUAGCUUGGAUGUAGUGGAAGGGAAUGAGCAAAAACACAAGUCAUACUGGAGGAGGAUUUGGGAGUACUUCCACAAGAACAAGACCUUUAUUUCUGAACGUACUCCAACAUCUAUAACGAGUCGGUGGUCAACAAUUCAGAAUAGCACUGAGAAGUUUUGUGGGUACUUGGCCCAGGUUGAAUCAAUGCAUCAAAGUGGUUUGAAUGAACAUGACAAGAUUGGUAAGGCGAAACGUAUGUAUCAAGAAUCACAUAAAACCCCGUUUCAAUUUGAUCAUUGUUGGAAUAUGUUGAGGUGUCAACCAAAAUGGUUGGAGCAUUGUGAGAAGCAAAGAAUUAAAAGAAUUAGGAAUGCAAUAACAUCUUCUCCUUCUACUCCAGAGUUGACAAAUAUUGGACAAGACAAUGUCUCACAUGAUACUUUUGCAAAUUUAGAGAGGCCACUAGACAAGAGGGUUGAAAAGGAACGGGUGAGUAAACGAAAGAAUGAAGAUAAUAUGAGUUUGAAAUUUACUGGGAUAUUGAAUGGGAUAGAAGAAGAGAAAAAAACAAAUGAUAAGGAAAUUGAAAUUCUUGAGAAAACAUGUCUUCAAGAGCAAGAUCAAGAUUUCAUGAAGAAAGAGCAAGAACAAAAGAGAAUUCGUAUGAAGAAAGAGCAAGAACAAGAGCGACUUUGUAUUAUGCAAGAAAAGCUUCAAAUGGAACAAUUGAAAGAGGAGGAAAGAAUUAUAAUGAUGGAUACAAGUAGCUUGUCUCAAAUACAGCAAGAAUAUUUUCAUCAACGCCAAAUGGAUAUUCUUCGAAAUCGAAGGAGUAAAUAGUCAUUAUUGUUGGUUUAGGCAAACUAAUCAUGGCAUUGUAGAAUGCAGAGUAUAUGUAGUUUUUUUGUUAAGUAUUAGGGCCUCUCUAUUGAGUAUGGGAACUUUGUUGUUAAGUACUUUUAACAGGUCUUGUUGAGCAAAAUGAAAUUUAUUGUCAAAUUACAAAUUAAAAUCAA
Quercus robur (English oak) is the source of this 2225-nucleotide messenger RNA. Its product is annotated as thymidylate kinase-like. Gene Ontology annotation, cellular component: mitochondrion; nucleus; cytosol. Gene Ontology annotation, biological process: dTDP biosynthetic process; dTTP biosynthetic process; dUDP biosynthetic process. Lineage: Eukaryota; Viridiplantae; Streptophyta; Magnoliopsida; Fagales; Fagaceae. Bases 325 to 2049 code for a protein of 574 amino acids. The record is from RefSeq and is a predicted model, not a curated record. The transcript is spliced from 9 exons. Gene Ontology annotation, molecular function: dTMP kinase activity; ATP binding.